Setaria italica (foxtail millet) is the source of this 1751-nucleotide messenger RNA. RefSeq names its product tetracycline resistance protein, class H. The record is from RefSeq and is a predicted model, not a curated record. Gene Ontology annotation, cellular component: membrane. The transcript is spliced from 14 exons. Gene Ontology annotation, biological process: transmembrane transport. Gene Ontology annotation, molecular function: transmembrane transporter activity. The coding region runs from base 70 to 1437 and encodes 455 amino acids. Lineage: Eukaryota; Viridiplantae; Streptophyta; Magnoliopsida; Poales; Poaceae.
CAAUUGGUCCAUUGCCCAACACUCUAUAACUAACAAUCAAGAACUGAACUGAGAAGUCCAGUAGGAAACAUGGGAGUUUUAGAAGCCAGUGCCAUGAGCACCAUGAUGAGGCCGGUGCUGCACCUGAUGGUUGGGCUGGUCCUCUACGGGGUCGCCGAGGAGAUGACCGUGCCGGCGCUCGUCGACAAGGUCACCGCCGCGCUCUGCCCCGCCGACGACAGGUCGUGCCCGGAGGCUAUUUACCUCACCGGCCUCCAGUCUUCGGUAGGAGGGAUCUUUAGGACGAUUGGAUUCACUCUGAUGGGGCAGCUGGCUGAUGAAUAUGGCCGGAAGCCUCUCCUCCUUCUAACUGCCUCCACUUCCAUCAUCCCUUUUGCUGUGCUUGCGUGGAACAAUUCAAGGACUGCUGUGUAUGUCUACCUUGUUCUGCGUACCCUCUCAUUCAUGAUUGGUCAAGGAACCAUAUUCUGCCUCUCUAUUGCAUACACGGCAGAUGCAGUUGAACCAUCAAGGAGGGCUGCUGCAUUUGGUUUCAUGACAGGAAUUUUCUCUGCCUCACACACUUUGGGCAGUGUAUUUUCAAGGUUUCUGCCUGAGAAGUUGAUUUUUGAGGUCUCAAUUGCCUUGUUGAUUUGUUCUAUCCUCUACAUGAAAAUAUAUUUGAUUGAGACAGUUCAAAAAGCUCCUUCUACAUCAUCUCAUCAUUCGUCCAUGUCAGCUUUGCUUGCCAAGUUACCACAACAACGGUGGGAAUCUAUUAAGGAGAACAUUAGCAUAGUCAAAAACAGUCAAACACUUAGGCGGAUCUCAUAUGUUGCUUUCUUCUACAAAUUGGGCAUGAUUGCCAUUAGCGACGUCCUAAUGUACUACCUAAAGUCAGUAUUCGGCUUUGACAAGGAUCAGUUCUCAGAAAUUCUAAUGGUGGUAGGCGUUGGUUCAAUCUUUUCACAGAUUUUGAUCCUCCCCUUUCUUAGCCACAUAAUUGGUGAAAAAGGCGUCUUAUGCAUUUCAAUACUUGCCUCCAUUGCUUAUGCUUUGCUUUACGGUGUUGCAUGGGCUUCAUGGGUUCCAUAUUUUAGCUCUUCACUGGGUGUCAUCUAUGUUCUGGCCAAACCAGCAAUAUAUGCAAUCAUUUCAGGGGAAGUACUCUCAACUGAUCAGGGAAAAGCACAAGGUUUUAUUGCAACCGUGCAGUCUGUAGCUAUAUUGUUGGCACCUCUGUUUAUGAGCCCGCUAACCUCUUACUUCAUUUCACCGGAAGCUCCCUUCGAUUGUAAAGGUUUCAGUUUUAUUGUGGCCAGUUUUUUCUUGGCAAUCUCCUUUUGUCUUGCUUGGACGCUUAAUCCUGAAAGCAAGGACGACAAACGCAGGAAACUUGUUGUUUCUGAUGAAGAAGCCGUGCAAGCACCGCUACUGGCUCAUCGUCCCAAACCAUGAGCCCAUGAAAUUGAACAAAAAUACCGACAACUCUAACAUAACGUUAAUAUAACAGCUUCUAUGUACAUACAUCGGAAGUCAAAUGAGUACUUGUAGGAGCCACUGGUCAAGUAAUCCUGAGUUCCUGCUCACUAAUUUAGCUCCAGGCCAGUAUGGCCAAGUCAAGUGCACAUUAGUGGUAGCGUGGCAGUAUGUAAAAUUGUGUUUAUAGCAGUUGUAAUUUUGCAUGUAUAUCGAUGAAAGUAGUGGAGCAAUAUAUGUAUUCGGGUUUGGUUUUACCUCUCAACAAACAUGCAUAUAUUUCGCAUUUUAAA